Molecule: messenger RNA, 3091 nt
Organism: Pimephales promelas (fathead minnow)
Lineage: Eukaryota; Metazoa; Chordata; Actinopteri; Cypriniformes; Leuciscidae
Gene: plpp2a
Product: phospholipid phosphatase 2a
Biological process (GO): signal transduction; phospholipid dephosphorylation; phospholipid metabolic process
Cellular component (GO): plasma membrane
Molecular function (GO): phosphatidate phosphatase activity
Source: RefSeq, a predicted model, not a curated record
UCAGUUCAACAGUUUGUGGUUCAGUCUUCACUUUUCAAGCGUUUUGUUCACUCGCGUGAAACUCGCGUCCGUGAAAUUUGCCAGCGUGAGGGAGGACGCGUUACAUCAUCAGCUCACCUUUAACGCAGGUGACACAGAACACCCGGAAGAACGCGCGCAUCGAAUAUCAUACGAGUCGCUUCAGUUUCCAUAAAGCCCAGAAGAGCUCAACAGAUCACAGUCAUGUCAGAGCUGAAGAAGAACAAGCUGUUUAUUGUGCUGAUGGAUGUUGUGUGUGUGCUCGUGGUGGCGAUGCCGUUCAUCAUAAUGACCAUCAUGUUCCGGCCGUACCAGCGUGGCGUUUACUGUGAUGACGAGACCAUUCGUUACCCCUACAGACCAGACACCAUCUCUCACAAGAUGAUGGCGGCCGUUACCAUUUCCUGCUCCAUCAUUAUCAUCACUUCCGGAGAGGCCUACCUGGUCUACACCAAACGGCUUUACUCCAAUUCUGACUUUAACCAGUACGCUGUGGCGCUCUACAAAGUGGUGGGGACGUUUCUGUUCGGCGCGUGUGUGAGCCAGUCUCUGACCGAUAUGGCCAAGUACACCAUCGGACGCUUACGGCCCAACUUCAUGGCGGUGUGUGCUCCAGAAGUGUGUGAGGGCUACAUGCUGGAGAUAAACUGCACGGGAACCCAUCGCAACGUGACAGAAUCCAGGCUGUCCUUCUACUCCGGUCACUCCUCCUUCGGGAUGUACUGCAUGUUGUUUCUGGCGCUGUAUGUCCAGGCACGCAUGGCAUCCAAGUGGGCCCGCCUCCUCCGGCCAACAAUUCAGUUCUUCCUGGUUGCCUUUGCCAUUUAUGUGGGAUACACACGUGUGUCUGACUACAAACACCACUGGAGCGACGUGGUCGUGGGUCUUCUGCAAGGGGCGCUGAUCGCAGUCCUCACGGUGCGAUACGUCUCUGACUUCUUCAAAGAGCGCCCGCCCCGCUGCCAGGAUGUCGAAAACGCUGAAAACGAAGACAGCGAACGCAAACCCAGCCUUCAGAUCGCAGACACGGACAGGAACAAUCUUUACUCCUACAGCAGGCCUGCAUGAGCCUGACCUUUGACCUGUGAGGGCAGACACUCCGAAACCACUGGAUGCUGCACCACGUCUCGUACAGACAGCCACACACACGCUGCUGCACACACACUGUACACUGGCACUGACCGCGCUCUCUUCCACAGGACAACACUCACAUUUCAGAGAGAGCAAGUGAAUGCAUGAACUAACACUGAAUAUUAGAUUUUAUACUCCUCUACAGACGGCUGACCGUGUUCGUACCGCUUUUUGUUUUAUGCACGCUCAAUUACGCCAAGUGCACAGAUCUGACAUCUAAUGAACCCUGAGGGACUUUAUUGUAUCGGAGCACAAAGACGAACUUUUUCAAGGGGAACUGGCCGUUUCCAUGACAACCUCAAAACCACCGGUUGACAUUUACCGACUAGAUGCACUUCUGCUGUUGGAAGCGAUGCUUUCGGCAUGGGAAAGAAAGUGAAGUCAUCAGAAGACAAGAGUGUGUGGUUCCCUGAGUAAGAAAUCCAGGACGAAAAGUAUGAACAUGGAACAGAUGCCAAAAAGGUCUUUCUUAUAUAUAAUAUAUACGUAUAUAUAUAUAUUAUAUAUAAAUGCAGUCCAUUUUUCACACUGGUAAUUAGAUAUUAUAUUCAUAUAUAUAAGCCACCACUUAUAUUCAUAUAUAUAAGCCACUUCUGAAAGCCACCUCUGUCAAAAAUGAAUAAUAAUAUUGAGUGUUUCAUCAAAUAAUUUCACUUCAAGCUCACAAAAUCCCAGCCUUAGCCCAUUCAGAAAUGUCGGUAGGCUACUUUAGUAGAAACUAGGAGCCUGAUAAAAAUGUUAAUAUUAAAAAAAAAAAAAAACAACGUUAGACGGACGGACUUGGAGGCUUUUGCAUUCUGAAGUCUUCAUAUAUAUAUAUAUAUAUAUAAACUGGAUUAUAGUGACUUUAUUUUUUGAUGUAACGAAAUGUUUUCCUGUGGCGGUAGGUUUAGGGACUUUAUAGCCUUUUAUAACCACAACAAUUUGGUGUUAUAAUAUCCAGACACAUCUGCAUAGCAUGAUUCAUUUUUAUAAAAUACUACUUUAUUUUAACAUUUUAUUUACUAAAGUCUUUAUCCAUGACAACUCUGCAAUCUCGUGUCGAUCUCGCUAUCUCAUAAGGACGACGUUUAUAAUUAGUACCACUAACUAACCAAGGCACAUGUGUGUGUAUGUAUGUAUGUGUGUAUAUAUAUAUAUAUAUAUAUAUAUAUAUAUAUAUAUAUAUAUAUAUAUAUAAAACACAUUUUGGAAAUCAAUCUUACUAACCAACCUGUCCACAAUAGGUAACAAAAAUAUUUACUAGCUGUAUAUGUAUAACAGCCGUCUGUCUCUGAACAUUAUUAUGACAUCCUAAAUAGGUGUAAAGUUAGAUUUCACUUCAGUGUAGUGUUAAAAUAACAGCCAAUCAUAAAGCUGUACGCAGAUUCUAAACCAAUGAGGUUUCACUAAGGGGCGGGGCUAACUGACGAUUCAAGUGGAAUUGCACCGUUGUGCAUCAUGCUGAAUCUCUCACCGACGCUAUUUAUGGAGGAAAAACAAUUCCUAUUUUAUUUAAAUAUUUUUUUCAUCCCCUCUUAUUAUUUUUAUUUUAAAGCUGUUGACAGUCAAUCCUUUAACCCCUGUACAACAGAACCUGCUGUCUACUGUGAGCUUCUAAUGCUGCAAUUUUUUAUGGACUCUAUAUUUAGUGACUAUGAAUGAUGUGUCCCUAUUUUUUCUUCUUUGUGGAACAGAGACUCUCUGUGACUCUGGUUUAGUCACCGAAAACCAGACCGCCUUAAAAUAAACGAGGACUGAGCUUAUAGUGACUUACACGGUGAAUGUGAAAGAUUGUGAUUCAUGUUUACACUUUUGCCUAUACAUAUGUAAAAUGCAUCUAUUGUUUAGUUGAGUGUCCUAAAGCAAUGUGGAGUAUUUUUGCAAGUUUGUGCAUAUACACGACUGUCUAAAACUUUGGGGUCAGUAAGAUUUUUUUUUUAAUGUUUUUGAAAGUUAUGCU